CAGUAAAGUUAAUUCCUUCAUUCAUUUCAUAAUCCCCAUCACUUACAGAAAGUUGAUAAACACACGUUAGGUAUUGGUGCGGUGUUUGAGAAUCGUUUUAAUUUGUAGCAUUCAGUAAAGAAAAAUGGAUUCUCUUUCUGGUCUAAGUUCACUAACAAACACUCAGAAGGAUGAACUUAUGGAACAAGUAAAACAACAAAUUGCUGUAGCCAAUGCCCAAGAGCUGUUAACGAAAAUGACUGAGAAGUGUUUUAGAAAGUGUGUACAAACUCCCGGAACUUCAUUAAGCACCUCUGAACAAAAAUGUGUAGCAAUGUGCAUGGACCGAUACAUGGACUCUUGGAACACAGUCUCCAGAGCAUACAGUAACAGAAUAGAACGGGAAAGAGCUCGGAACUGAUAGUUAAUAAGUGUUAUUUAGUCGGACAGUACAUUUCUUAAUUUAUAGUAACAGUGUUGUAUGGAAUUUGGAAAAUCCUAAGUGAAAGCUUAUUCCUACCAGUCUGUGGUGUAGAAAAUCCACUAUAAUGUUGUAUGGGAAACAAGUUGAACUGAAUGUAUUGGAGCAAUUAAUGUUAAAUUUAUGUUGUUGACUUUCCCUUAGUCGAAACAACAUGUAUUCAAAAUUAUAAGUUGAUAAGACAAAAAGUGAAAAGUGUUUUAUGUUGCUGGUUUUGGUUACUUACCAGUGCUGAAUGCUUACUGUGUAUAGAAAUAUAAAAUUUUCUAGUAAAUCAAAUACAAAAAUU
Messenger RNA from Homalodisca vitripennis (glassy-winged sharpshooter), 749 nucleotides. Its product is annotated as mitochondrial import inner membrane translocase subunit Tim13-A-like. The record is from RefSeq and is a predicted model, not a curated record. NCBI's taxonomy places the organism in Eukaryota, Metazoa, Arthropoda, Insecta, Hemiptera, Cicadellidae. The transcript has 3 exons. The coding region runs from base 125 to 400 and encodes 91 amino acids.